This is a messenger RNA of Lutra lutra (Eurasian river otter), 4035 nucleotides long. RefSeq names its product transmembrane protein 255B (gene TMEM255B). The record is from RefSeq and is a predicted model, not a curated record. Bases 662 to 1426 code for a protein of 254 amino acids. NCBI's taxonomy places the organism in Eukaryota, Metazoa, Chordata, Mammalia, Carnivora, Mustelidae. The transcript has 6 exons.
ACUGUGACGCUGGGACUGUCUUGGUUCUCCUUGUCAGGAAGAAGCCCUCCAGGCUGACUUCGUAGGAUGCGAGUACCCGCGGACUCUGUACUUCCUGCUGAUGCUGACUGAAACCUGUGUCCACCACUAGGAGCCUUGUGACCUAGGGGCGCUGACUAGAACCUUUUGGGCCCCGGUUUCCUCAUUCCCGGGGCUGCUGGGAGCACCCAACGCAGUGCUGGCCCAGAGCAGGUGUCCCGCCACGGUGGCCACAGUCAGACCCGGUUCUCAGGCACCCAGGCCUCCAGGGCAUUUGGGUUCCCGAGCGGUAAACGGCCGACAGAACGCAUUUCACGUGCACCCAGGUAGGUGAGGGAGCUUUCUUCUUCCUGAUUUCUUUCCACUUUCCUCUGAUAGACAUUUUAAGCAUCUGCAAAAGUAGGCGGAGGACGUAAGUGAACCUCGUGGUCAUCUUGGCCCCACCCCUUCCUUCCCUUCCCAUUUUGUGUGGAGCAAAUACCAGACAUAGUACUGUUUCAUCUAUAAAUAGUUCACUCUGUCGGAAGGUUCGGGGUAGAAUCUGGGAGCGUGGCCUUGCUGUCACCUCUGCCCGCCUCUACUGAGUCUCCUGCGAUGUCUUAAGAAUGCCCAGAAUGAGCCAACUUUUCAUAUUUUUCUAUUAAUGGUCACCUGUCACUCCUCGAGCGGCUCGUGCCCCCUGAAGGUGAAGAGUGGUUCGUGCUACUGCUGUGAGCUCUACAGGUGCCAGAGCACAGAGCACCCUCCCAUCUACUACGAGUUCGUGGGUGUGUGUUCCUGCCGGGACGUGCUGCACCUGUACCGGCUGCUCUGGGCCUCCUCGGUGCUGAACGUGCUGGGUGCGCUCCUGGGUGUCCUCACGGCAGCUGUCCUGGGGGCCUUCAAGGACAUGCACGCGCAACCCCUUCCUGAAGCCGGUCGCGGACUCCAGAGAGCGCCUGGCACACUCCAGCCCCCACAGGCCCCUCGCAUGAGCGUCGGCAGCCAGUGCCUCCCGAGUGCUAUGGGGAUUCGGUCAUGGCCAUUUUCAGGGGCCGAGUCCGCAGUGAAAUUACCGGAGCGUUCUACCAGGUCCCCUUAUCCCAGCUGGCUUACGGCCCGUCUGCUCCACCUCAGACCCUCUACAACCCUGCCCAGCAGAUCCUGGCCUACGCAGGCUUCUGCCGGGCGCCUGCGGCCCUCCUCACCUGCUCGUCCUACCCUCUGCCUCUCCAGGCUCCUUUGCUCCAUGUGGUGCUGGUGUGUGGUGUUGUCCAGACCUGGAGCCUUUUCUGACCCCCGUCUGGGUCCCGCGGAAGUUCGCCUCGGAGGCCUGGCCAGGAGCCUGGGGCCUGUGAGCUGCUCUUCCGGGGUAACCGCAGAGCUUGCCCUCAGCCACGCCUUGCCCACAGCAGCGGCCACCUCAUAGGGCCAACGCAGUAGGACACACGAGCCUGGGGACCCUUGUGGGCUGUUUGGUGGGGCUGAGACCUCGCUCCUGGAGUGCUGCUGGCCUCCAGUCCUGGCUUCAGCUUCUCUGUGUCAGCACAGCUCCGUCUAGGGCCUGGGGGAGCCACACACCAACCUGGCUGGUGCCUUGGCGCGUCCGUGAGGUGCAGAGGGGCCUCCCCAGUACAGCAGCACGAGGGGCUGGGAGCAGGUGCGGGAGGCACUCGGGAGCCCAGGACAUGGGGCGCAGUCGGCCUUCCCUGCCAGGGAAGGCUGUCACCCGCAGUCGGCCAGGGGAGGGCAGCUGGGUGUGAGCUGAGUGCACUCAGGCUUCCUGGCCUGGUGCUGUCUCCUCUCGCCUGGAAAAUGAGGCUCAUGGCUGAGCUCCCUGGUGUGGGCAGGGCCUCCAGUUCCUGGAGGGGACCCGACACUGACGUCUGUUUACCCAGCGUCUCCGUGGGGCUGUGCCAAGGGAGGCCUCCCCCUUCCCGGGAAGCAUGGACCAGGCCCCUGCGUGGGCACCGGCUCCUGAUCCCAUGGGGUCCAUGAGUGUGAGGCCCCUUUGAGCAGCCAGUCCCCAAGCAGGUGAGGCCUGGCUCGAGAGUGUCUUGUCCACCUCCGUGACACAGGAGGAACGAUCCCCCGCAGCGCUCAGCCCCAAGGGCGGGCACAUCCCACGUCCCUGGGCACAGCCUCCCCGCCAGCCCGGCAGCCGCACUCAGCAGCCUUCCCUAGAGCGGCACCACGUCUGCCUCCAGGCAUCCCUCUCGGUCCUCACCACGGGGAGGACGACAUCCCUUGCCCAUGGCCUUCGUCCUAAGGGCAGUGCUGUGCUUCUCAUCCCUUCAGUUUGCCGAGCCCAGACCGAGACCCACCGCUGCAGGGAGCCUGCCUCCAUAGCUCGUGGGCCGCCUUCGGGGACAGACCCUGGUGCAGAUACGUGGAGCCGAGUGCUGGCCGGAUCUGCCCGGUGUCACUCACUCAUCCACUCUGGGUGGGGGUAGGUGUGCCCCCCACGGCUGGGCCCCGCAUCCCGUCAGGGCACCUGCUCCCAUCUGACACCUCGCACCAGCUUGGCUGUGCGGACUGGGUGCACCCCAAGGGCCGGCCCUGACUCAUCCUGGGCACCCGCCGGUCCUCGGAGGUGGGCACUGCUGGGGGCUCUUCGGAGUCUGGGUCCUGAGCCCGGGGCCUCGGGCGGAUGUCUGGGGUAACAGUGCGUCUCCUCGGGAGAUGUGAUCCCUGUAGGGCCUGGCAUGGUGGUGGCCUGCGUGUCAGCCGUGGUGCUGGCCAGUGGGUCCGCCCCAUUCCAUCCUCGGCCACCGCUGGGGCCUCUGGCUUGUCCAAACACAGAUGCCCCCUCUUUGUCCCCCAGGGGAGGCCUGGGCUUUCCUCCCUGUGCCUCCUCCGCCGCUCUGACCAGCGUGUGCAGGAACAGCAUUAUUGAUGCACGGACCGUUGGAUCGCGAUGACUGGGGGCGCUCCUUGCGUCUCCUGGGAGAGACGUGGAACUGGGGCUGCGCUUCCAUGACCAACAGAGCGGGAAAGGGGGGUUUGAAGUGCUGUCACUGGCAGUAAAUUACCCCCAGAGAGCGGGGGAGUGGAUGGCAGGCGGGGGCCGUUCGAGCCGUUCGCUGAAAGUCCUUAAAAGGGACCCGGCUUCCCUGCUCCCAGUGGCUGCCCGGUUAGGACACACAGGAGGGGCUCAGCGUCCUGACGGGCGCGAACGGACGGAAGCAGAAGUCUGGCUGCAGCCCAAGAGUGAGCGGUGUCUCAUGUCCUUUCCCUGCGGGGCCACCUGUGGGAGCAGCGCUGUCCCGGGGACAGCCUGGUCACCAGAGGUUUCCCUCGUGAUUCACGGCAGUUUUCCUCAUGGCCUGCGGCGAUUUAACCUGCAGCUCAUGGGGGUUCGUGCCGUGGUCUGCGGUGGCUCACUCCAUGGCCUCUUAGCCUCUGACUUCCGGGGGAGAUCCGGCGGGCACGCGUGGCGACGGGAGAUCCCCGCGGACCGGAGACGAUGUUCUCUGGAGGACUGGUUUGUCUCCUAAGGUCAGAAGGAGAAACAGGUGGGCAGAGCCCCGGCCAUCGGACUCUGAAGCCCGUGCUGACGGCUCCACGUGGCCAGGCCCUCGGGUUCAGCCGCGGCUUGUGAGGAAGUUCCCCUUUGAGAGCGCUGAGGCCCCCCACCUGCUCGAUGCGGAGGGUCCCCGGCACCCAGGAGGGACGCGCCGGCCUCUCAGGGCCCCGGAUACCUGGCAGGGGCAGAGCGAAGGGACCGCAGUGCCGGUAGGAGCCCGGAGCCCCCAAACACGACGCACCUCCUGGAGGGACCUUCCCGCGCUUGGAUACUGCGUUUAAGUAGGCGUUUUUAAUCGUCCGAACGUGCGGGGAAGGAGUUCUAGAAGUUGUUGGCAGGUGGAGAAAGACUGGAAAUUGGUUGAUUUAAAAUCCGCGCCCAAACCCGCAUUUUCCUUCUCAGAAUCACUUUUACUCGGGUCUGCGUGUGUCAGUGUCUCCCAGCGAAACAGAUCCCACGGGACAUGUGCGCGUGCCACGAUGCAGAGACGGCUGCACAGAGACUGAGACACA